This is a messenger RNA of Yamadazyma jaroonii, 2664 nucleotides long. The record is from the annotation of a GenBank genome assembly. Lineage: Eukaryota; Fungi; Ascomycota; Pichiomycetes; Serinales; Debaryomycetaceae.
AUGAGAGGUGAAUUUGGGUUAAGGUUAAGGACCUUCAUUGAUAGAAUACUAUCAAUAAUCCAUCCUUAUAUUUCAAUAUUGAUUCCUAACUUCAAAAUCGCUCAUUAUGUUUAUAUCUUAUUCUGGGCUAUACUAGGUGCUAUAAUUCUAUUCCCAAUAAGAAAUAGUCCUUUCAUCGAUAUGUUAUUCUUUUCUUCAGGUGCUGCCACUCAGUCAGGUUUGAAUACUAUUGACGUCAAUGAUUUGAAGUUAUACCAACAGAUAAUCAUCUAUUUAUUACCCAUGUUUACUACACCAAUAUUUAUCCAUGGAACAUUAUUGUUCAUAAGGUUGUAUGGGUUUGAAAGGUAUUUCGAUAAUAUCAAAGAGAGCUCCAAAUUGAAUAAUAAGAUGAGAAGAACUAUGAGUUUAGCUAACACCAUGACCAACAUGAGUGGAAGAAGUAGAAGAGAUGGUACUCAAUUAAAUACUGAAAAUAAUCAAACUUUGGGUAUUCCAAUGGUCAAUAUUCAUCCUCCAAAUACAAACAAUAAUCCCACUUCUACAGAUGUGGGAAGUGAUGAAGAAAACCCGGCAUCGGUAGGUUCGGUGGAACAUAUUUCCGAGCCUAGUUCCAGUUCUUCAACUCCUGUUGAUACCUCCAAUACGGCAAAUAAUGAUGAAGAAAGAGGUAUACGAUUCCAAUUACCCAAAAGACCCGAUCCUUCAGCUUCUGAUAUGUAUAGAUCUAUUGAGUUGUUAAGAAAUCACCCUAAUGAAAGAGCUAUCAUUGAUGACGAUGAAGACGGUGAAGUUUUAGUGAUAAAAUCUCCUAAUCAAAUUGAAAAUGAAGAUGGUUCACCAAUUUUCACCAAAGUUCAAUUUAACCAACCUUUGAGAAGACUUAAUAAGGUUACUAGUAGAUUCAAGAAAAACCGUACUAUGUCCAAUGGAUCGGAAGAAUCCAUUGAUUCCGAAGACGAGCCAAACCAAUCACAUUUAAAUCCUCAUAGGAGAAGGGACGACGAAGAGUCUCUUUACACCUCGAUAUCUAACACUUUAUCCAACUCAUUAUCAAGAUCAAAGACUGUUAACUACUUGAGUUGGGAACCUACUGUUGGACGUAAUUCUAAUUUUGUCCAUUUAACAGAUGAUCAAAAAGCUGAAUUGGGUGGUGUGGAAUAUAGAGCCAUUAAACUCCUUAUAAAGAUUGUUUGGGGUUAUUACAUUGGAUUCCACAUACUCGCUCUUAUUGUCAAUGUUAUUUGGAUUCAAUAUAAACCUCAACACAUAGAACAAUUGCAUGGUUAUGGAAUCAAUAAAUCAUGGUGGGGAAUAUUCACAGCUGCCUCCCAAUUCAAUGAUGUUGGUUUCACACUCACUCCAAAUUCCAUGAUAGAUUAUAACCAGAGUUAUUACAUUAUGAUUUGGGGUGCUUUUUUCAUUGUCAUCGGAAACACUGGAUUCCCGGUCUUAUUAAGAUUUAUUAUUUGGAUUUUAUUGAAAUUCGCCAAGCCACUUACUCUUUACCAAGAGAGUCUUCAAUUCUUACUCGAUCAUCCUCGUCGUUGUUUUACUUUACUUUUCCCUAGUGGCCCUACGUGGUGGUUGUUGGCAGUUUUGAUAAUAUUAAAUGGAUUGGAUUUAAUCUUCUUUAUUAUCUUAGAUUUGAAUAAUGAUUAUCUAAUGAACAUACCCACAGGUUAUAGAGUUGUUUGUGGUUUAUAUACCGCUGUUUCGACAAGAACCUCCGGUACUACUGUGGUGGAUAUCAGUCAAUUACAUUAUGCUGUUCAAGUUGGUUAUAUUAUCAUGAUGUAUAUUUCUGUUUUACCUAUCGCUAUUUCCAUUAGACGUACCAAUGUUUAUGAAGAACAAAGUUUGGGUGUUUAUUUGAAAGAUCGUGAUGCUGAUGAUGAUGAAAAAUCACCCACUCAUUUCAUUUCCAACCAUUUAAGAAAUCAACUUAGUUUUGAUUUAUGGUUCAUCUUUUUAGCUUUGUUCCUCAUUUGUAUUGCAGAAAACUCCAAAUUAGAUAAAGACAAUGUCAGAUUCACACCUUUCACAAUAUUGUUUGAAGUUAUUUCAGCCUAUGGUACAGUAGGAUUAUCACAAGGAUUUCCUAAUUCGGACACUUCAUUGUCGGGAGAGUUCACUACGAUUUCAAAAUUGAUUAUCAUCGCUCUUAUGAUUAGAGGAAGGCAUAGAGGUUUGCCUUAUAAUCUCGAUAGAGCCAUCAUGUUACCUAAUGACGAUAUGACAAGAAGAGACUAUUUACAAGAAAAUCAUGAAUUAAGACGUCAAGAGACUCUCGAAAGAUCCAUGAGUACGGGAACAACUUCAGGUGUUAGUAAUACUGCAAGAAGCCCAACGAGUAAAGGAAUGGGAGGUGGAAUCGGUUCAGAGCUUUUCAAAGCUAUCAGUAGAAAAGGUGAUGAAAUAAGGAAAAGAAGAUCCACAUUUGUUAUGGAAAGGGAGAGGUCUCGAAGAGCAUCUACGAUUGCAAGACCAAAUUCAUUCUCGGGACCUGUUGGUGAUACAAAUCAAAACAAUCAUGGUGAAGUUCAUCUUCAUCAACCUCAAUUCGGGCAAUCUGUUCAUUUCCAAAACUCUCGUCACCAGGAAAGAGAUUCGUUAUCUGAUUUAACUCCCAACGAGAAUGCUAGCAUUGACAGCGAUAAAUAA